Umbelopsis ramanniana AG is the source of this 2697-nucleotide messenger RNA. RefSeq lists its product as uncharacterized. The transcript is spliced from 3 exons. The record is from RefSeq and is a predicted model, not a curated record. Gene Ontology annotation, biological process: potassium ion import across plasma membrane; intracellular potassium ion homeostasis. Gene Ontology annotation, cellular component: plasma membrane. Lineage: Eukaryota; Fungi; Mucoromycota; Umbelopsidomycetes; Umbelopsidales; Umbelopsidaceae. Gene Ontology annotation, molecular function: high-affinity potassium ion transmembrane transporter activity. Bases 23 to 2356 code for a protein of 777 amino acids.
CCCAUCCUCCCAUCCUUCCAUCAUGGCCCUAUUGGCCGAAGCGAAAAGACUAUGGAACAAACAUGUCCAUUUUCUACAGCUUCAUUAUGCCUACAUUCUCUUUCUAUGCUUUUUCUUCUCCGGAUGCUUUUAUUUCGAUCCCAAUGGGGUCCGGCCAAACUAUAUUGAUGCGUUGUUCAUGAUGGUGUCCACAAGCACAUGCACUGGUCUAAAUACUGUUACGAUCACCGAUAUGUCCACUUAUCAACAGUCUUUGAUCUUUGUAUCGUCCAUCUUUGGCUCCAGCGUUUUCAUUAGCUGUGUCAUAGUCUUUGUUCGAAAACAUGCAUUUGAAGACCGGUUUGAGGAAAUUGUCCAGUAUAACAGGAAAAAACAUGAAGAGCAAGAUCGAAAUCGUGGUAGCAGAUCAAGUGAUUUAGAAUUAGGAACUGGAGGGCCUUUGACCUCCCUCGGCAGAAGAUUCUCUUCGAUCUCUGCUCAUCGAAGUUCAGAUGAUUUUCACCCAGAAAUCAGAGUGGUUCGCCGACCGUCCAUUCUUGAGGAUUUGUCCGCAAAGCAACAAGAAGAGGAGAACCACAGAAAUAUGGACACUACAUCUACCAGCUCCAACGAUUUAAUACAACAGCCAAACGCAAUAAAGAAUGCAACUCCAGAACCGUCGCCCAAUCCCUCCAGACUGGCAACCCCAUUGCAGUCCCGAAGAAACUCUUUGAUAGGUAGCGUUCAUCCACUGGAGACAGACACCGAAGAAUCUGCUGAUGAAGUGUUCAAAAAGCAGAGGAGCGCAAGUUUAAAUGAUCGGCGAUCGAUGCAAUCAGACGAUACAAGCAAUAUACUACCGAAUGACGACGACGAUCAAGGAGAUCCGAAUGCCCAAACCAUUAUGUUUGCCGAUGAUAUUGACAAUCAGCGGCAGCAGGCCAGAAAUAUGCGCAAGCGAAGAACAGCAGAUAAGGAUGGCGACUACGCUCAUCGAAAUCUGAGCGCACUCGUUAGUAAAGAGCAGCUCACUCAAGAAGAACGGUUCAAUCUUGGUGGAGCGGAAUACAGAGCAUUGCACACACUGUCUUUCAUUGUUCCGCUCUACUAUUUAUGCAUACCUGUUUUUUUCAGCUUCGUAUUUCGCAUCUAUUUCGCCACUUCAGAAUAUGGACAAUGGGUUCUCGAUACGUCCAAUGGAAGCAACAAUGGUGCAGUGAAUCCAUGGUUCAUGUCUUUUUUUACUGCCAUUGCGGGCUUCAACAAUGUUGGCCUGUUGCCCUUGGAUGAUAGCGUUGUCCCAUUUCAAAAGUCUCCUCUGUUCCUGUUGGCCUUGGCUUUUCUGAUUUUGGUCGGAAAUACCGCGUUUGCCUUGCUCCUUCGAUUGAUCAUUUGGGUCAUGUGGGUCACAACUCCAGUAUCCAGGCAGGUACAUAAGGACUCGCUGAGAUUCCUGCUCGAUCACCCGCGUAGAUGCUUUACAACUCUCUUUCCUUCGAUGCAAACAUGGUGGCUUUUCCUCAUCCUCUCUAUCAUCACCGUCACGGAAUUGGUCAUGUUUUUGAUUCUGGACUAUUGGCUGCCUGUGGUCCAGGAUAUUCCUUGGGGCUACCGAGUUCUGGAUGGUCUCUUUCAAUCCAUCUCAACCCGUAACGCCGGUUUCAGUGUCAUUGACAUCUCCCAGGUCAAUCCUGGCCUGACCAUCAUAUAUGUCGUUGCGAUGUAUAUAUCUGUUUAUCCUGUAACCAUUUCCAUGCGAAGAACCAACGUAUAUCAGGAACGAUCUCUUGGCAUAUACGGCUCUGAAGAUGAUGAAGAACCAAAUUUCACAGACUUGGACCUAGCAGAACGCCCUACCUUUGUUGGUUUAAAAAGGUCCAAUACAUUAUCCUCCAUCAUGACGACGACACGUGGGUUAGCUAAAGGCAUCAAACGACCGGAUUUUUUUGUCAUGCAACAAGUACAACGCCAGUUAUCCAGUGACUUGGCAUGGAUUGUUAUCGGUAUUUUCUUAAUCUGUGUCAUUGAAUCGGGACAGAUUAUGAGUACUUCCCCCAUCACCGUGUUCUCGGUCAUAUAUGAGUGCGUCAGUGCCUUUGCCAACGUGGGUGCAUCUUUAGGAUACCCUGGCACCUCCACCUCACAAACAGCUCAAUAUGGUACGCUGAGUAAACUAAUCGUCAUCUGUUUAAUGUAUCGUGGAAGACAUCGAGGCUUGCCAGCUGCUAUUGAUAGAGCUGUGCUCCUACCGUCUGAUCAAUGGCAUGAAAAAGAACGAGAAGAUAUACAGUUCAAGCGACGAAACACUACUGUAUCUACGGCAUCGCCCACUCGUGGCAAUUCUUCAGCCGUAUUCUAUCGUUCACGAACAAUGUAAUUUUCAAACCUCAUAGACGACCAUAGACGCCUCCCACCAUUUUUUUUUUCUUUUUCGAACUUGAAUACCAACUGUACAACUUUCUCCUUCACUCUCACACGCAACCUCACAUCGCAUCUCCGCACGUAAUCAAAGUCCUUUACUGUUCAAUUUGCGCAUAACAUGGGUGACAAACGCCUUGUUUUACACUUGGUAACAUCCAGAUGGCACAAUCUUUUUCAAUCCUUUUGUCAUCCACGAUACCCUCCUUUCCUCUGACCUCGUUUCAUUUGCCACUCCGUAGUAUUAAUUGGUUUUUCAGAUAAUUUUCUUCAGUUCUUUUACUGCUGUAAUACUUUGUU